UGCCCCGACCGACUGGUUACCCGAUCCACCCACUCUUGACCCGCGCGCCGCUGCAGACCUAGAGGAGAAGAAGAGAGGAGUCGGCGAAGCCCGAAUUCACCUCUCCCGGAGGCUCUUCUUUGUUCUCUCGCAGAUAUAGCCAUUGCUUGAAUCUCCCGGAGGGCUCUUCCUUCAUUGACAGGCGGCAGGGAGGAGUUUGGGGACAAAAGGGGUUCUAGAACCUCAUGUGACUUUCAUCCAUCUGAAGCUUACUAACGGUCAAAGGUCCCAUUUUUUUUUACUAACGGUGAAAGGACUCUUCAUAAAAAAUGAGACCCCUGUUCUUCCUAAUAUAUUCUGAAGCAAUUAGCGGCAACCAAGAAAAUUAACCCUCUUUUUCAGUGUUGUCUUCCUCUUCUCAACUCCAUAAGAAAUUGAAUGAACUGCUACGUGUGUUUUGGAUAAUUGAAUGCUUGAGGUAUGUAGUUACAGCAUAUACCUUAACAAUACUACAAUUUUUUGUUGUGCAGGUGAGUGACCGUUGAAGCAGUAUAUGGCUUUUCUAAAUGGGGAAUUGUCAAUACAUGAUAAAUCUUCAACUCCUGUUAAUUUCCUUCAUAAGUUUCUUAUGUAGAGAUGUUUAGGCAUAUCAUAUAUUCCAAAAGUGAUUUAUUUUACCAGUCUCACUUGACUUCUUUUCUAGGCCGUCUCCCAUUAGUUUUUCCUAGAAACUGCAUGAUUCAUAAACUAUCUUUAUUGGAUCCUACAAAUUUUAGGCCUUUCCCUGAAUAUUCUCCAAAAAAACCCACCAUAAAAGAUUCGGAACUUGUCUAUCAGAUAGCCUCCACCAUUAGACAGCGGCGCUCUGAGCCUUUAAGGCGUAUCUUAAGACCUUAUGAAUCAAAAUUCCGGUCAGAUCAUCUCAUUUGGGUCCUCAUGAACAUAAGAAAUGAAUACGAGCUAGUUUUGAAUUUUUUUGAUUGGGCAUGCAUGCGACGAGACCCGUCUUUAGAAGCCAAUUGCAUUGUCAUUCAUAUUGCCGCCACUGCAAAAGAUGGCAAGAUGGUCCGCAAGAUCAUUCACGAUUUUUGGACAAAACCUAAUCUAGAUGUUACUCUCUCCUUUGCACAAUUUCUUGAUAAGCUUAUCUACACACAUAAAGAUUGGGGAUACAAUUCAUCAUAUGUCUUCGAUGUUUUCUUCCAAGUUCUUGUUGAGGUUGGCAAUCUUGACGAAGCCAGAAAACUUUUUGACAAGGUCUUGAAUUAUGGCGUCGUUAUAUCAGUCGAUUCAUGCAACUUGUUAAUUUCCCAUCUGUCAAAGAGAUCCAAUGGGAGUGAGAUAGCUUUAAGAGUUUUCAGAGAGCUUGCUGCUGAAGCAGGCAUUUGUUGGAACACUGCAUCAUAUAACAUUGUGAUUCACUUACUCUCUCGAUUAGGGAAAAUUAAGGAAGCUCAUAACCUACUUCUGCAAAUGGAGUUCAGAUGUUGUGCACCUGACGUUAUAAGUUAUAGCACCAUAAUUGAUGGGUAUUGUCGUGAUGGACAACUACAAGUAGUGCUAAAGCUCCUUGAGGAAAUGCAAAUGAAAGGAUUGAAGCCAAAUCAUUUCACAUUUGAUAGCAUAAUUUCUCUUUUAUGUAAGAGUGGUGAGGUUUCCGAUGCUUACAUGUUGUUUAAGGAGAUGUUGAGACUUGGAAUUCAUCCCGAUUGUGUGAUCUUUACUACUCUAAUCGACGGCUUCUGCAAAAUUGGGAAUGUUUCAGAUGCAUUUAAUCUAGUUCAUGAAAUGCAGAAUCACAACAUUACUCCAGAUUUAAUAACCUAUAGUGUUGUUAUUCAUGGACUAUGCCAAGCUGGAAAGAUGUCGAAAGCAGAGGAACUAUUUGGCGAAUUGCUCGACAAAGGGAUUCAACCCGAUGAAGUUACAUACACCACGCUAAUAAAUGGCUAUUGUAAAGAAGGAGACAUGAAAAAGGCAUUUUUGGUUCAUAAUAAGAUGGUUCAGUCGGGUUUGACCCCAAAUGUUGUAACAUACACCGCACUUGCUGACGGGCUUUGUAAAAAUGGAGAAGUUGAAACAGCUAACGAACUACUUCAGGAGAUGAGUGAAAAGGGCCUAGAGCCUAAUAUUUGCACCUACAACUCACUUGUGAACGGUCUUUGUAAAAUGGGGAACAUCGUGCAAGCCACGAAGCUGAUGAAAGACAUGUACAUGGCUGGUUGUAAUCCAGAUUGUAUUACUUACACGACUCUGAUAGAUGCUUAUUGUAAAUCUGGAGAGAUGAGUAAAGCUCAAGAGCUUCUUAGUGAAAUGUUGCAUAGAGAGCUUCAACCCACAGUAGUUACAUUUAACGUGCUAAUGAAUUGGUUUUGCAUGUCAGGAACGAUUGAAGACGGCGAGAAGCUAAUAGAGUGGAUGAUAAGUAAGGGUAUAAAACCGAAUGUCAUUACAUAUAAUUCUCUCAUGAAGCAUUACUGCAUUAGGAAUGAUAUGCGAAUGGCAACUCAAGUUUUCAAGAGAAUGUGUUCGGAACGAGUGAUGCCUGAUGGAAAUACAUAUAACAUACUUAUAAAAGGUCAUUGUAAAGCUAGGAAUAUGAAAGAGGCAUGGUUUUUACACAGAGAAAUGAUUGAGAAGAGAUUUAAAUUGACAGUUGCUUCCUAUAAUGCUCUAAUCAAAGGCUUUGUCAAGAGGAAGAAAUUUUCAGAAUCCGUGCAGAUCUUUGAAGAGAUGAGAAGAGAAGGAUUGGUUGCAGACACGGAGUUCUAUCAUGUAUUUGCUGAUUGGCAUUAUAAUGAAGGGAACAUGGAUAUUACACUUGAGAUUUGUGAUGAAGCAAUAGAGAAAUGUCUACUCGCUAAAAGCAAUAACAAGGAGAAUUUAUAGAUUAACCAGCCUAUUUGGAAACACUAUUUUUUUGUCCGACAUCUCACACGGAUGUGGAUUCAUAUGAGAUAAUGUUUAAGAAGUUUAUUCAAAUCGAAAAAAGUGUUUCCAAAUGAUAUCUGCUCUAAUGGGCUGUUGAGAUUCAUGAUGAUGAUUGGUUUUCCAGUCGGAGUUAUUCAGCUAAUGUGGCAUCUGACAUGCUUGUCUUUCCAACCUUUAAGUGGCAAAAGCAAACAGUAGCAGCAUCUUAUACUUGUGCUUAUGCUAUUCAGCUGUUUUACUUGAUCAUCUUCAUGCCAAUAUUAUUCAAAGCAAAAUGCAUUAACUGUGCGUCGUAAACUCGGACCAAGACUAGAAAUGGGAAUUCGGGGCCAUCCACAACAACCGGCUUUCUAAACAAAGCCUUGGGGAUUGAACACAACAAGCUUUUGUAUGUUUCAAAUCCUGCCUGUUGUUUAUUUGUGACAUCAACAAGGAAGAAUGAUCAUUUUGGUUGGCUUUUUGCAAAUAGAUUAUGUUGUUCAAAUUGUAAGGAAAAAAAGGAUUAGAGACAUGAUUCAUCACUUUGGGUUAUUUGAUAAUAUAUUAUAAUGUUAUUUGA
This is a messenger RNA of Impatiens glandulifera, 3469 nucleotides long. Its product is annotated as pentatricopeptide repeat-containing protein At1g05670, mitochondrial. Gene Ontology annotation, molecular function: protein binding. The record is from RefSeq and is a predicted model, not a curated record. Bases 616 to 2868 code for a protein of 750 amino acids. Lineage: Eukaryota; Viridiplantae; Streptophyta; Magnoliopsida; Ericales; Balsaminaceae. The transcript is spliced from 5 exons.